AAUUGUACUCCUAUGGCUGCUUUGCACCUUUUCGUAACCAGUGUCACAGCUGAACAGAGUUUCGCCGGGCCCAAUAAAAUUCCUUCUCUGACCUCCUCAACUGAGAUAGCUGGACAGACCGUUUUCCUACAUUAGAGACAGCCUUCAUUACUGGGAUAGCAAAUAAGCAAAAUCACUGGAAUUGGUGCCGACGCUAAACGGUGUGAUAUGUAUACAUGAACUUGAACUUGGCUUGUAGUGCCAACAGUGUCGUAGGAGGAUGAAUGCAGAGGAGGUGGAGCUACUCAGUGACUCCAAGUACAGGAACUAUGUGGCAGCGGUGGACAAGGCCUUGAAGAACUUUGAGUACUCUAGCGAAUGGGCGGAUCUUAUCUCAGCGCUGGGCAAACUCAACAAGGUACUUCAAAACAAUGCCAAGUACCAGGUUGUGCCUAAGAAGCUGACGAUUGGCAAACGUCUGGCGCAAUGCCUUCACCCAGCUCUGCCCAGUGGGGUGCACCGCAAAGCCUUGGAGUCGUAUGAGAUCAUCUUCAAGAUCAUCGGUCCCAAACGGCUGGCCAAGGACCUGUUUCUAUACAGCUCCGGGCUCUUCCCUUUGCUGUCAAAUGCUGCUAUGUCAGUGAAGCCAGUACUUUUGGGACUGUAUGAGACCUACUACUUGCCUUUAGGGAAAACUCUCAAACCAGGUUUGCAAGGGCUUUUGACCGGGGUACUUCCAGGUCUGGAGGAGGGCUCUGAAUAUUAUGACAGGACCAAUACCUUACUGGAGAAAGUGGCUGCGGCCGUGGAGCAGCCGGCAUUCUACAGUGCAUUAUGGGGCAGCAUUUUGACCAGCCCUGCCGUGCGUUUACCUGGAGUUACCUUCGUCCUAAUGCACCUCAACCGCAAACUCUCCAUGGAGGACCAGCUCUACGUCAUGGGCAGCGAUAUUGAGUUGAUGGUAGAGGCAGUUAGUGUGUCUGUCCAGGAUGCCAGCGUUCUGGUUCAGAGGAGCACACUGGACCUGAUCCUGUUCUGCUUUCCUUUUCACAUGAGUCAGGCUACCCGUCCGGACAUGAUUCGGAUCUUAUCGGCGGCGCUGCAUGUUGUUCUGAGGCGAGACAUGUCACUGAACCGAAGACUAUACGCCUGGCUUCUGGGUUUUGAUAACAACGGCACGGUGGUAGGACCACGCAGCACUCGCCAUAGCAACCCUGAGGAGCAUGCGACUCACUAUUUUAACAGUUACUCUAAGGACAUGCUGGUCCAGGCUAUGGUUGGCAUCCUGCAGGGGAAAGCGCGCGGUGGAGAGGAAGAGAGCAUUCUCAUGCAUGACCUGAAACCGUUCCGCAUCCUCAUCAGUCUGUUGGACAAACCGGAACUUGGCCCGGCCAUUUUAGAGGAUGUUCUGAUCGAGGUGUUCCGUACGCUACACACUCAGUGCAAAGCUGAACUGGACCUUCAGAACCAGAACCCGUUUAGUAAGGACCAUACACAACUCAGCAGCAAACUGCGAGAGAACAAAAAAACAGCCGAGCUCAUCAAAACAGCGAAUCUCCUUUUUAACUCCUUCGAGCCGUACUACAUGUGGGACUACAUUUCCAGAUGGUUUGAAGAGUGCUGCAGGCGCACCCAGAACAGUCACCCACAUGCCCCAGGGCAUGCUGGGAACGCAGAGGCCUCAGCGCUAUCACUGCUAGAGUUCUGUCAGCUAGUGGACUUCCUAUUGGACAUUGUGUCCCUGCCCACUAGAAGUAUGAGGGUAAUCUGUCAGGAGACGUACAUAGAGAUCCAGACGGAGCACCUGCCCCAGCUGCUGCUGCGGAUGGUGUCUGCCCUCACGGCCCAUCUGCAGAGUCUGGGUUUGGCAGAACUCACACACUGCCUGCGCCUCUGCUCCAAGAUCCUGAGCAAGGUCCAGCCGCCACUGGUGUCCCCUUUGGCUCUCCCCCAAGUUCCUUCCACCAACGCCAACACCAACACAAACACCCCACCGGCCAGGGACAAGGAAGAACAGCGGCCCCUCCCAGCCACUCCGGAGCCCCUUAGUGAGGUGUUUGAGGAUGGUGAGAACCCCCCCAGCAACAAAUCCUCAGACGGCGGCUUCACCGAUUUCAUCCAGUACCAGGCUGAGCGUGGGGAACAGCCCGGGCGAGCCCAGCCGGCCGGAACCGAGGCAGGCAGCCCAGAGGACGUUCCCGUCCAGCAUAAACAUAAACCCGGACACGCGGGCUCAGGGCCAGCCCACAGUAAGACUCAGGACAAGCCUGUGAUGCAGUGCUGCCUGGAACACGUCCAGCAGUUCCUAUCUCGUCUGGUGACCCUGCACAUUGUACCGGGGGGUAGACCCGAAAAGGACCAGGCACCCGGCGCUCGGAUGGACACCUUGCGGGUCGGACUGCUGGUACCAGAUGGGGCGAGGCUGCAGGGUGGCGAGGAGGAGGAGAGUGACGAGCAGAGAGAGUGUCUGGCGGCCUUCACGGCCGCAUGCCAGCUCUUCCUGGAGUGUUCGAGCUUUCCCGUCUAUAUCGCCGAGGGCAACCUCAAGUCAUCGCCUAUCAGAGAUGAGCCCGAAGACGGUGAAAGUGUCCGUCCGGCUGUUUGGCUGCAGACUCUAAUGGACGCUUGCUGUUCUGCUUGUGACUUCAGCAUUCAAGCCGUGGCCAUCUCUCUGCUCAUGGACCUGGUGGGCCUCACCCAGUCUGUUGCCAUGGUGACAGCUGAGCGAGUGGGCAGCCCCGAUAAUGCCCAGCCUAUGAGUCCCAGCCAGGGCCGUGUUGCCGUGGUGAUCAGGCCACCGCUCACACAGGGGAUCUUGAAGUACAUUGCAGAGAAAACCGAUUUCUUUAAGACUGUGGCUCUGAUUUUGUGGGAGCGGCUGGGCGAGAGAACCCCACAGCAUCACCAACGCAGCGUGGAGCUCUUCUACCAGCUCCACAACCUGGUGCCUUCCUCUAGCAUCUGUGAAGAUGUCAUCAGUCAGCAGCUCAUGCACCGAGACAAGAGGAUCCGUUUGGAGGCCCAUGUGAAGUUCUCAGUGCUUUGGCAUCUUACCAGAGAUCUUAACAUCACCAAAUCGUCCCCUUUCAACCGCACCUUCGACAGGUCUCUCUUCAUCAUGUUGGAUAGCCUGAGUUACUGGGAUGGUUCAACCAGUGCCGUCGGACGGGGGUGGCUAAACCAGGUUCUGCAGAGGCAUGACAUUGCGCGGGUCUUGGUGCCUCUCCUGCUUCUACUGCUGCAUCCCAAAACUCACCGUGUCUCCAUUCAGCGGGUACAGGCCCAGCGCCACUGGGUCCAGGCCUUCCCCAACCCGCCCGAACCAGAACCUUCUGAACCCAUUUAUGUGAAGGACUCCGGUUUCUCUGACAUAAUACAGAUAAUUUUUAUUGUCUUUCUUUCAGAUUACAACCAAUUUUCAGGGCAGGGGCGUGGCAGAAGCCUUCCAUUGGACGAUAUGGAGCCCUUUAGCCUGACAGUCAACCCACUGAGUGACAGUCUAUCACUAAUGAGCCUUAGUAGUGAGAAUCUGCAGCUUUGUGGUGAAUAUCAACCUCCUGACCAGCAGGGGGAGGCUCAGAGCUCAGACUCCAGUGGCUCUCAGUCCUCUACUGUGGACAAUGGAAGCUUUGAGGAGCUUGAGGGUGGAGAUAGUACUGUGAACAUCCCUGACCAAGCACUGAUCAAUUGUAACAGCACUUUGGAGGUGGAAGAGGAGUCCUUGUAUGAGGCUGUCUCAGACAUAGUGGCUGAACUGGUGAAUCAGGUGGUGCAGAUAGUUGAAGAGGAAUCUGCUGUAACACCAUCACCCCCUGAGGCUUGGCCUCAGACGGACUCCGACAGCUACAACUCCUCCUCUGACGCGUCCACCGGACCCCGCGUCACUAUACCUUCUUUCUCAGCAUCGCAACCCAGAACACUUCCAGAACUUGUAGCAGGAGGUACACUGGAGUUCCUCUCGGUGACCUCAAGUGAUACCAUGGGCUACGAGGAACCUCGGGAGGGCAUCACUCGACACAGCUCGUCUCCCUCCAUCGUCACGCUGCCGGAUGGCGGGAGCGGCAGCGGGGCGACCGAACAGAACCUCCACGUCGACGACCCGCAGGCUCGCAAACGCAGCCACAGCAGCACUCAGCUCAGCCUGAAGGGUAAGAUCAUGGAGCGGCUGGCCGACAAGUCUCCGGGGGCUAAGCCCAAGAUCAAAAAGGCCAAGCGCAAAGAGGAGGAGCGGCGCAAGGCCAGCCAGGCCGAGAGGAGCCGACCCCCAAGCAUCUUCUUCGGGGACAGCUUAGAUCUGGAAAACUGGUACAGCUGCGGAGAGGGGGAGGUGUCUGAGAUCGAGAGCGAUGUAGGUUCGCCGAGCGGCGGGACCGCUAGCGGAGCGGGCGGCUCUUGCUCUUCUUCCUCGCCUCCUCGCUUCAACAUCCACCCGUUGUACCAACACGUUCUGCUCUACCUGCAGCUGUACGACUCCUCACGGGCCCUCCACGCCCUCUCGGCCAUGGCCGCCAUGCUCCGCGCCGCGCCCGCCAGCUUUGUCAGCGCCAUCUCCACCACCAGCAUCAACAACUCCUACACGCCCCAGCUGUCGCUGCUGCAGAACCUGCUCGCACGCCACCGCGUUUCCGUCAUGGGCAAGGAUUUCUACUGCCCCAUCCCGCAAGACUCUCAUUCGCACUCUUUUCGCAGCGCAAUGUUCCUGGAGAUCAUCAUCUCCCUCUGCCUUUACUACUUGCGGAGCUACUACUCGGCGCACGUGGCGGCAACUUCUCAGGACCUGGCAGGAAACCGUGCCAUGCAGCUGACCAGCGUUGAGGUACUGACUCUGCUCUUCAGCGAACUGGUCAAAGUCACGGGGGGCUCUGCCAAGGGCUUCGCCAGUUUCAUCUCCGACGUCCUGUCCAAAUGCAAGGUGCAAAAGGUGGUGCUGCACUGCCUGCUGUCCACCAUUUUCAGUGCUCAGAAAUGGCAUGAACAACGGAUGAGGGGAACCAAUGUUGGUGUGGUUGAGGAGGGCCUGUCGGAGGACAGCGUCAUCAACCUGUCGGAGGACCAGUUGGACAGCUGUAGCGCGGUGCAGUCUCAGCUGCUUCGUCUGCUGCAGAGUCUGGUGGUGCUGGAGCACCAUGUCCUGAUACCUUCUGAGGAAGGAGGCUUUGAGAUCCUAGGAGGUGAAGUGGAGCAUGUGAACCCACAGCAGCCAAUGACGUCGCUCCAGUACUUACAUGGACAGCCUAUCACGGCCCAGGGCAUGUUCCUGUGCGCUGUUAUUCGGGCGUUACAUCAGCACCAUGCCUGCAAGAUGCACCCACAAUGGAUUGGCCUGAUCACCGCCACUUUACCAUAUAUGGGCAAAGUAUUGCGCCGUGUGGUUGCCUCGGUAACGCUGCAGCUUUGCAGAAACCUUGACAACCUCAUUCAGCAGUACCGGUAUGAGACUGCCCUCAUUGAAACCAGGCCCCAGUGGAUAGCAUUGUGUAUUCCUCCUGACCUGAUUCUUACGAUGCUGGAGGGAGUCACAGCUAUUAUCCAUUACUGUCUCCUGGACCCCACUUCCCAGUAUCACCAGCUCCAGGUGAGCGUGGAUCAGAAGCACCUCGCUGAAGCUCGUCUUGGGAUCCUCUCCAUCCUGCACACCAUCAUGUCCUCUGUCACCUUGCUGUGGAGCGUGUUGUACCUGGCGGACUGCUCCGACAGGCCCGCCGCCGCCUCGGCUUGCUCCACCUCCAACAUCAACCUGGGCUCCACCAAGAAUCUCCGACAGCAGAUUCUGGAGCUGCUGGGUCCAAUCUCCAUGAACCAUGGGGCUCACUUCAUGGCCGCCAUCGCUUAUGUCUGGAAUGAGAGGAAGCAGGUCAAAACACCGGCCAGGAACAAGGUGAUUCCCACAGCCAGCGAGGAGCAACUUCUCCUGGUGGAAUUGGUGCGUUCGGUUAGCGCCAUGCGAACUGAGACAGUCAUUCAAACGGUGAAGGAGGUUCUGAAGCAGCCUCCUGCCAUAGCCAAAGAGAAGAAGCACCUGUCCUUGGAAGUGUGCAUGCUACAGUUUUUCUACGCCUACGUACAGAGGAUCCCUGUAUCCAAUCUGGUGGAUAGUUGGCCGUCUCUGCUCGCACUGCUGAAGGACUCUGUUCAGCUGGGUCUGCCUGCUCCAGGACAGUUCCUCAUAUUAGGUGUUCUAAAUGAGUUUAUUCUGAAAAACCCCAACCUGGAAAGCAAGAAAGACCAGCGAGAACUGCAGGAUGUGACCCACAAGAUCGUGGAGGCAAUCGGUACCAUUGCCGGCUCCUCCUUGGAGCAGACGACGUGGCUGAGGAGGAACCUGGAGGUGAAAGCUUCUCCUCAGAUUGUGGUGGAUGGUGCUAGCCUGGAGGCUGACGUGGAGGAUCUAAUGCUCACAGUGAUGGAGGCCUCCAGUUUUACUCCAUCCUUAUACAGCGUACACGCCCUCACCCUGCUGGCGGAGGUGCUUGCCCAUCUCUUGGACAUGGUCUUCUACAGCGAUGAGAAAGAGAGAGUUAUUCCCCUUUUGGUCAACAUCAUGCACUAUGUUGUUCCCUACCUCCGUAAUCACAGUGCUCACAACGCACCCAGUUAUCGUGCAUGUAUCCAGCUACUGAGCAGCCUCAGUGGAUAUCAGUACACACGCCGGGCAUGGAAGAAAGAGGCUUUUGACCUCUUCAUGGACCACACCUUCUUCCAGAUGGACUCCUCCUGUGUCAGUCACUGGAGAGCAAUCAUUGACCACCUGAUGACCCAUGAUAAGACCACAUUUCGUGACCUCAUGACUCGCGUGGCUGUAGCUCAGAGCAGCUCUCUGAACCUCUUCACCAAUCGAGAUGCGGAGUUGGAGCAGAGAGCCAUGCUCCUUAAAAGACUGGCCUUCACCAUAUAUAGCAGUGAGGUGGACCAGUAUCAGAAAUACCUUCCAGAUAUCCAGGAGCGGCUAGUGGAGAGCCUGCGUUUGCCUCAGGUGCCCAUCCUCCAUGCUCAGGUGUUCCUGUUCUUUAGAGUGCUGCUUCUGCGCAUGUCUCCACAACAUCUGACCUCCCUUUGGCCCACCAUGAUCACUGAGCUGGUUCAAGUUUUCCUACUAAUGGAACAGGAGCUCAUAGCAGAUGAGGACAUUACAAGGACGUCAGGACCAUCGGUGGCAGGACUUGAGACCACUUACUCAGGGGGCAAUGGUUUCUCUACCUCCUAUAACAGCCAACGAUGGCUCAACCUCUAUCUGUCUGCCUGCAAGCUGCUGGACCUGGCCCUUGCCCUACCCUCAGAGAGCCUGCCUCAGUUUCAAAUGUAUCGAUGGGCAUUUGUCCCCGAAGCGUCAGAUGAUUCGGGUCUGGAGGUGCGAAGGCAAGGGACACAUCAGAGAGAGUUCAAGCCCUACGUUGUCAGGCUGGCCAAACUUCUGAGAAAAAGAGCUAAGAAAAACCCAGAAGAGGACUGUGCGACUCGUACCUUGUCCUGGGAACCUGGACAUCUAAUGCUGACACUGUAUGUGAUUCGAAGCAUGGAGCAGCUUCUCCCGUUCUUCAACCUGCUAAGCCAGGCGUUCAACAGCAAGGCCAGCAGCCGCUGCGGCUCCGCCCACACCUUAUCCCCGACCGAAGGCCCCUUCCCCGGCAAAGACGGCAAACUGGAGAGCCAGAAAGUGUUUUGGAGCCGAGCGAGACAAAACAUUGAGGAGAUGGUGGAGAAAGACUUUCUUGAGGGCCUCAUCAAGACGUGACCAGGCAAAGGCGAUGAGAAGUCAAAAUGAACUGGACUGUCCGUUAAAAAACAAAAAACAAAAACAAAAACAAAAAAAACCCUAACACCUCACCUUUUUAAAAGGACUAAACAUAAAAAAGAGGGAACUACACAAGUUUGUACAU
Chanos chanos (milkfish) is the source of this 7856-nucleotide messenger RNA. RefSeq names its product DOP1 leucine zipper like protein A (gene dop1a). Gene Ontology annotation, biological process: Golgi to endosome transport. Bases 260 to 7711 code for a protein of 2483 amino acids. Gene Ontology annotation, cellular component: trans-Golgi network; endosome. The record is from RefSeq and is a predicted model, not a curated record. The transcript has 39 exons. Lineage: Eukaryota; Metazoa; Chordata; Actinopteri; Gonorynchiformes; Chanidae.